Messenger RNA from Hypoxylon trugodes, 1274 nucleotides. RefSeq lists its product as uncharacterized. The record is from RefSeq and is a predicted model, not a curated record. Lineage: Eukaryota; Fungi; Ascomycota; Sordariomycetes; Xylariales; Hypoxylaceae. The coding region runs from base 218 to 964 and encodes 248 amino acids. The transcript has a single exon.
UGUGGCACGGGAAACACUCCUUUCCGAAGCCACUCGAUGGCGCGUCACGGCUAUUUAUUGGUCGGCUCAUCCCGUUCUACAACAGGUAGGGGGUUGCAGAAAAACAAUCUGAAAGGCUGCAUUCGCUCGGUUUUGCGGUAACUCACUCUUCUGUUGUAACUUGUUGUUGAACAAGAACAAGCCUUGUCUUACCUCUAUCUUUUUGGGCUCUCACAAGAUGCCACGAGCCAAGACUAGCAAACGCGCCAGCGCCAGUACUCCGACUGUUAGCCGGAGCAAUAAGCGACCUCGAAUCGACGAACCCAUACCUAGUCCACCACGAGAAUCCCCCGAGGCACCGCUUAAGGUUGAAGCCCCAGAGAUUGAUACGGAAACCGAUACAGAAACUGAUAUGGGACUGGGUGUGGAUUAUCUGGAAGACGAGAUAGACGAAGAUGUAAAAUUGUUGAUCGGCAAGGGCCCAUAUGCAUGUUUCCUGGAGCAACUUGACGAGGAGGAGGGUGAAUACAUCCCAUACUUCCCGUUGGCCAUGAUGGUCAAAUUGGAAGCAAAGCGCCUUAUGCUCGCCUCGAUUAUAGAAGCUCCUGGAGUCGUGGCAUACCUCAUUACGACUCAGAUGGUCCGAGCAGACGAAGAGGAGAAACCUGUGCGUAUAGGGCUGUGUCAUGGGGUGGAAGAUGCCAACAUUAUAGCAAUGACGGAAUUCUCUCAAGAGAAUCCCCGGUGCUUGAACGCAAUGGGAGUCAAGUAUUUCCUAAAAACCCUGGGCGAGAUGAUGAGGCGCUAUGGGCCAUCUAGGGAGCGCAUUUCCCGAAACAAGAAGAUAGAUAGAGUGUGUUAUGAUACGAAAAGCUCUUUCUGGAGUAUUGACAUAAACGGGUGCCUAUCUCUUGCGGUUCUUUAUGUGGGACAGGGGUAUAUGGUGCGUGUGGAGAGGGUAAAGUUCAUCAGUCCAGAAGAGUAGAUAUUGUCAAGAUGGGGAGUCUUUGGUUUUCUCGUAGAGAUAAUACGGACCAUGGUUGGCGGUAGUUUUGGUAGUGUCAUGUUUGUAUUAGUGAUUAGCUAAAUAUGUGUAUACUUCAAAUUGAUGGAGAUGGUAGUAGGUAGAAUAAAAGGGUUGAUGGAAGGAAGGAAGAGGGAAGAUGUGAGGCGUUAUCGAUAGACAUUCAUAAAAUUAUACCAUAUUAGUGCAUAAUGUGACGUCGUCAUACCAUUAGUGUCAGAAAUAGUGACUUACGUAGGUACCUUACAGGGCUUACAGGGCGCUUUACAGG